AUGUUGUACCAAAGAAUCAAUAAUCAACCAAAAGGUUAUAAAAACUCCAUAUUCCACAGAGUAAUCAAAGAAUUUAUGAUUUAAGGUGGAGAUUUUCUGAAUAAGGAUGGUACAGGAUCUAUGUGCAUUUAUGAUUCUGAAUAAUUUGCUGAUGAAAAUUUUGAGCUAAAGCAUGAUAGACCAGGUCUUCUUUCAAUGGCUAAUUCUGGACCAAAUACUAAUGGUUCAUAAUUCUUCAUUACUUGUGGGCAAUCUGAAUGGCUAGAUGGCAAGCACGUAGUAUUUGGGAGAGUGGUUGAUAGUGCAAGCAUGCUAACAGUUAGAAAAAUAGAGAAUGUCUCAGUCGGUGCAAGUAAUAAACCAAAGUAUGAUGUUAUUGUGACUGAGUGUGGAGAAUUAUGA
Stylonychia lemnae is the source of this 402-nucleotide messenger RNA. Lineage: Eukaryota; Ciliophora; Spirotrichea; Sporadotrichida; Oxytrichidae. The record is from the annotation of a GenBank genome assembly.